Nicrophorus vespilloides is the source of this 627-nucleotide messenger RNA. RefSeq lists its product as uncharacterized. The transcript has 2 exons. The record is from RefSeq and is a predicted model, not a curated record. Bases 1 to 627 code for a protein of 208 amino acids. Lineage: Eukaryota; Metazoa; Arthropoda; Insecta; Coleoptera; Silphidae.
AUGAAUUUGUCGUAUGUUAUAAGAAAUGUGGACGUCGUUGGCGGUAUCACAGGCGGAGAUAAAGACGGAUCGAAGGGCUUGAUUGGAGGAGUUUUGGAUGGGACCAAGAACGUCGUCGGCGGUGUCGUGGGCGGAGCCAAGGACGUUGUCGGCGGUGUCGUGGGCGGAGCCAAAGACGUUGUCGGCGGUGUCGUGGGCGAAGCCAAGGACGUUGUAGGCGGUGUCACGAAUGUUACCGGUAGCGUCGUGGGCGGAGUCAAGGACAUCGUUGCUGAAAGCGCAGAUACGCUCAAUAAAAUCGUUGUCAACUUGUCAAACGCAUUGACAAACAUCACCAGCACCUUCAAUCUCAACUUGACGAAUCAGAUCAAGGAACUGCUGAAGAACAGAAAUGUUAUCGAAAUCUUGAAGAAACUGUCAUCGUCACAUCUACUGAGCAAGAUGUUCCCAAUUACCGCAAUAAUUGUGAAAUUAUUGAAUGCAUUGAUUUCGUCCGUUGUGGAAAUCAUUUCCACUAUUGCCAGACUGAUAAAAUCAGUGUACGAUAAAGUGAGUAAAUUAUUCACCGACAUUGUAACACGCAAUGUCAUCAACGUAGUCUAUCGCGUAUUUCAAAUUACGCGUUAG